Messenger RNA from Meleagris gallopavo (turkey), 1980 nucleotides. The record is from RefSeq and is a predicted model, not a curated record. NCBI's taxonomy places the organism in Eukaryota, Metazoa, Chordata, Aves, Galliformes, Phasianidae.
AUGGGUGCGUGCGAACCACGUGUGUGUGCAAUGUACUACUGGUGGGUGUGUGGGUUUAUUUUGACUUCGGAGACGUCGCUGUCAGAUAACUGCAGUUUUGACUGUAAACUGAAAGAUUUUUCAUUCUUUUUCACCACAGGUUGCAGUGUUGUUAUUGCUGCUCGUAAAUUUGACCGAUUAAAAGCCACUGCAGAAGAACUGAAUAAUACAUUUUCUUCAAUGAGUCCUGCCAAAGCGACUCCUAUACAGUGCAAUAUCCGUAAAGAAGAGGAGGUGGAAGCUUUGGUGAAGACUACAUUGAAUUUGCAUGGGAAGAUUGACUUCCUGGUGAAUAAUGGAGGGGGCCAGUUUGCAAGUCCUUCUGAAGCCAUCAGUGCUAAAGGCUGGAAUGCUGUGAUAGACACAAAUCUGACAGGAACUUUCUAUUGCUGCAAAGCAGUGUACAAUGCCUGGAUGCAGGAACAUGGAGGAGUCAUUGUCAACAUUACUGCUGCUGUGAGAAAUGGAUUUCCUGGAAUGUCGCACUCAGGAGCUGCCAGAGCAGCAGUGGAUAACCUAACCAAGACUUUAGCUUUAGAGUGGGCCCACAGCGGGGUGCGAAUCAACAGUGUUGCUCCUGGAAUAGUAUUUUCAGAAACUGCGGUUGCCAACUAUGGAGAACAGGGUGUAGUUAUGUGGCUGAAGAGCAUACCAAAGGUUCCUGCCAAGAGAUCAGCAGUUCCUGAGGAGAUUUCUCCUGCAGUGUGUUUCCUGCUAUCUCCAGCUGCUUCUUACAUAACUGGGAUAACCAUGGUUAUAGAUGGUGGCCAGAGUUUAUAUGGCAGUAGCUUAGAAAUACCAGAUCACAACAGAUGGCCUUCACCACCAGAAGGAAGAAAUUCUGAAAUGCUUAAAAAGCUUAUUUCUGGUGAAUUCAAGCCAAAGCUGUAGUAGCAUGAAAUUCCCAGUUUCACAGUUGAAUAAUCUCCUGAUAAUCUCACUUUGUAACUUGGUAUUAUAAUUACCAGUAACCUGAUUUUUUUUAUUUUUUUUCCCCUCACAUAACCACAUAGAUUUUCAUUGUCCCACAUUCUCAUGUUUAAAACUUGAGAAGGUGCACAGGACGUCAUCUUUAACAAACACUCGCUGGCCCUUGGAAGGUGUAAAAUCAAUUCUUCAUUUGCACUGCCACUAAGUAAGGAAGAAUCACAGGAAUGGUUAAAAGAUAGCUACUUUGAACUGAAGGGACAGAAAGAAUGUUACAGAAUCAUUUUACACAAUGAUUUUUGGGGAGGAGAUGUAAGUCUUUGUUAUUGGUACCUGCAUCAGUAAUCCUUGUGGUGGCUGUUAGCAGUAUACUGUUUCUGUUCUACCACAAUCUGAAUGCUCACAAUGACUGAAGGAUUGAUUAAAGUACUUAUCUGAGAUGGGAAGAAAUAAAAAUAAAGCAGUGGUUGGUUAAAUAGCAGGAUACUGUUUUUACAGCUUCAAACUAUUGAAGCAUAUCAGAUGUUUCCAGUUGUUUGCAGAUAAAAUGACUUCAGGAGAUGAGCGGCUGCCACUUAAAUUUGUUCAUAGAAUAAUCAAAUAAUAAGGUGUAUGGUACAUUCAUGGAGAACUGUAUUGAUUUGAUAAUUUCAUAGCAAAAUCUGGAAGCAUGGGCUGUGGUGUAUAUUGCAGUGCUUCUUGCAAUUUGCUGGACUGGUGAAAGAAAAACUUAUGAAUCUUACAUUUAUCAAUGUAAAUGCUUUCUAUCCAUACUGUGUUCUCUACUGAUAUGCUGUUUAGAUAACACCUUUUUUCAUCAGCAUUCCUGAAACAGGUGUGAUUUAUGCUCAAUUGAGAGUUUUCAUUUAAAAAAAAAAAAACAACAACAAACAAAUAGGUCUUAGAAUAUAUUACUUGAAGAGGCUGUUUGUUGUAAUUAAUUCAAGGCAACUGUUCUCAUUUCUGAUAACUUUGAUUAAACUAUUAAAAUAAAUGAUUGUUGUAACAACUGAA